CUAUAGUCACGUCUUGUUUCCGGGACUGGAGUCCGCCCUAGGACUGGAGUCGGCGGAGCCUGUGCCGGCGGAAUGAGGCGGCCAUUUUCCUAUAGAGCGGAAUAGCUGCCGAGUCGUUUUUUCCUGCGGAAGGCAGAGCCGGAGAAGCUAAGAAGCCGUCUUCAGAGUGCUGGUCCGCCUGCCUCGGGGGCGGAGGCGAGGAGGAUGUUUUCCUUUUCUACCACCGUGCAGCCUCAGGUCACAGUUCCUUUGAGUCAUCUCAUCAAUGCCUUCCAUUCACUCAAAAGUCCAGUUCCAUCUUUCACUGCAGUAUCUACUCAGUAUGUGCAGAAGGAAAUAGCACCUGAACAUGAUGUGCAGAGCAGUGAGCCAGUACUUAAUCUGCGUGACCUGGGACUCUCUGAUUUGAAAGCUAGACAACUUGAGGAACUGGUGGACAACCUACUUCCUGGGUUUUCUGUAGAAAACAAAAUUCCUUCACAUUGGCAAACAUCAUAUAUAUCUGCGGAGUCCUUCUUUGAAAAUAAGUAUGGUUUCCCAGAUGUCUUUAGAGUCUUGCAUUCAUCGUACCCAUACAGACGAAAUCCUAGCCCCCUCCAGAGCAUACGUUCAGAUCUUCAGCGUUGGCCAGUUUUCAUUCAGUCCCGAGGUUUUAAGACUCUGAAAUCAAAAGCAAGACGGCUGCAGUCAACAUCAGAACAUGCAACAGAGACAGAAACUGUUGUUCCCUCAUUUGUAAAGGGGUUUCUACUAAGAGAUAGACGACCUGUGGAGGAAAGUUUAGAAAAGGUGAUGAAAACAAAACACAUACCUGAAGCUCAUCAAGAAGCCUUUAAAACUGGGUUUGCUGAAGGUUUUUUCAAAGCACAGGAGCACUCUCAACGUACAAAUGAUGCCUUAAGACGAACCCGUCUCAUUCUUGCUGCUAUAUUGAUCCUGGGUGUUUAUGGUUUGUUUAAAAAUCCAUUUUUAUCGGUGCGUUUUCGAGCAGCCUCUGGACUUGAUGCAUCAGUGGACCCUGUUCAGAUGAAAAAUGUAACUUUUGAACACGUCAAAGGAGUUGAAGAAGCUAAGCAAGAGUUGCAAGAAGUUGUAGAAUUCUUGAAAAACCCUCAGAAAUUUACUGUACUGGGAGGUAAACUUCCUAAAGGUAUUCUGUUGGUGGGCCCCCCAGGUACCGGCAAAACCCUUCUUGCCAGAGCGGUAGCAGGAGAAGCUGAUGUUCCCUUUUAUUAUGCUUCUGGGUCUGAAUUUGAUGAGAUGUUUGUUGGUGUGGGAGCUAGUCGUAUCAGAAACCUGUUUAGGGAAGCCAAAGCAAAUGCACCUUGUGUCAUAUUCAUUGAUGAGCUGGAUUCUGUUGGUGGCAAAAGAGUAGAGUCUCCAAUGCAUCCAUACUCAAGGCAAACUAUAAAUCAGCUUCUUGCUGAAAUGGAUGGAUUUAAGACUAAUGAAGGAGUCAUCAUAAUUGGUGCAACAAACUUCCCUGAAGCAUUAGAUAACGCUUUGAUACGUCCUGGUCGCUUUGACAUGCAAGUUACAGUCCCCAGGCCAGAUGUUAGGGGCCGAACAGAAAUUCUAAAAUGGUACCUCAAUAAAAUAAAAUAUGAUGAAAGCAUUGAUCCAGAAAUCAUUGCAAGAGGUACAGUAGGAUUUUCUGGAGCUGAGCUGGAAAACCUUGUGAAUCAAGCUGCAUUAAAAGCUGCAGUUGAUGGAAAAGAUAUGGUUACUAUGAAGGAGCUAGAAUUUUCAAAGGAUAAAAUUCUUAUGGGCCCUGAACGUAGAAGUGUGGAAAUAGAUGAAAAAAACAAAACCAUUACAGCUUAUCAUGAAUCAGGGCAUGCCAUUAUAGCAUAUUAUACUAAAGAUGCAAUGCCAAUCAACAAAGCAACAAUUAUGCCACGAGGACCAACACUUGGACAUGUGUCUUUGCUGCCUGAAAAUGAUAGAUGGAGUGAAACUAGAUCUCAGCUGCUUGCACAAAUGGAUGUUAGUAUGGGUGGAAGAGUAGCAGAAGAACUCAUAUUUGGGGGUGAUCACAUCACGACAGGUGCUUCUAGUGAUUUUGACAAUGCUACUAAAAUAGCAAAGCUCAUGGUAACUAAGUUUGGAAUGAGUGAGAAGCUUGGUGUCAUGACCUAUACAGAAACUGUGAAGAUCAGUCCAGAAACCCAGUCUGUAAUUGAACAGGAAAUAAGAACACUUUUAAAGGACUCAUAUGAACGGGCGAAGAAUAUAUUGAAGACCCACGCAAAAGAACACAAGAAUUUAGCUGAAGCAUUGCUGACCUAUGAGACUUUGGAUGCCAAAGAAAUUCAGAUGAUUCUAGAAGGGAAAAAACUAGAAGUGAGAUGAUAGUGUCCUUGUCAAGCAUGCUGAUUGCUUAUGCAACAGUUUCCUUUUGAAGUGUAGCUUUUUCUUCCUGAUGUGUGUGGUAAUAAUCACAUUUCUUAAGGAUAAACACUUUUGUCUUGUGAGCUUUUGUUACAUUUUAUAAAUGUUUGUCUUUCCUUAGAAAGAGAUGCAAGGAGCAAAUGAAGUUCCCACAAAGAUAGACGUGCAAUCUCAGGGCUGGAUCUGACUUGUUGGAAACCUCAUACUGAAGCUGAAUAGUAUGCUUUUAAAAUACUUUUAUCUGCUUACUGCUCCAUAUGGACUGUGGUUUAUCUGCUUGCUGUUUUCUGUCAUGGGGCAGAAGAAUAUUCAUGGCUACUAGCUAUGAUGGCCAAAUGGUGUCUCCAGCAUCAGUGGCCGUAUGCGUCUGAGUACCUUUUGCUGGGGAACAAGAGUAGGAAAGUGCUCUUGCACUUACAUCUUGUUCCAAGAGGCAUCUGGUUGGCCAUUGAAAGAGUUCUGAUCCUGUAAAGCAAUUACAUUCUCAAUUUUGUAGCUUUAGACACUGAAGUUCUUCAGAAGAAUGAUACUUCUGUUAUUUAGAAAAGAUAACAUAAUUUAUUUAAUGGGUCAUACAGACUUUAGGAAGUCGAGGGCAGCCAAAGCAUUACCACCUUUUCCCCACUGGCCUUUGUAUAUACGCAAGAGUGUUGGAAUCAUUUGAGCACAAUAGGAGACAUGGCAAUAACAGAUCAAUAAUAUCUCUGUGGAUUCCUUUAUCUGUAUUUUAGAACAUCAUAUUUAGGAGAGAAGGAUGAAGAAAUACAUGUGCCACAUCUGGGAAGUACACAAAUUGUAUGGGAUGUGACUUCAGAGCUUUGAAGUGUCUAUAGUGUUGGAUCUUUAAAAAUAACAUUUUGAAAGUCUUGUCAGAUUUCCUAAUAAGUAUUGGUCAGUCAAAGAGUACUUAGUUUUCUCUUCCGCUUUGUCAACAAAUGCCUUUUGUGUUGUGUCUUUUUAGCCCAUUUUAGACAUAUGUGCUGCCCACAUGCUGAAGUCUAAAUCUGUUUAUUAGCUCCAAUUAGAGUAGGCAUGAUCAAUAAAUAAGCUAGUUGCCUAAAUCCAAUUGAAUGCUCAUUAAGUGAAGAUCCUUAACAGCACUGCAGUGCCAAGUUGUAGAACCACACGGGUUGUAUUGUCUUCAUGCAUCCAGUCAUGCUUCCUUCCUGCACCCAAAUGUUACUGCCUUCUAGCUUAAAUUGUGCUAUGCCUUUACCCAGGAGAAGAGGGUAGAUGACAAGGGAGCUGCAGCAGUUGCCAGUGUGAUAGGCAGAGAAAUGCCUGCAGGUGAGGAUGGGAAAAGAGAAUGGAAUAUGUGUUCACUUCACUUUGGAGAGAGAGACCAGACAAGACAGAUGAACAGAUAGAAGGAAGUCAGGCAUACUGUCAUGAAGGAAGGAGGCUCUAAGUACAUAAGAGAGGCAGGCACAAACUGCUGUCCAUGCACAUUUUGCCCAGACAGAUAAAAUAAGAUGUACACCCAUCCAGAACAACUACUGGGACUUCAUAUCUCUGCCCCUUAUAGUAUGUAUAAAGCAGCAGGGCAUGCAGUAAAUGGGUAUCAUCUUGCUCACCACUUGGGCUGUUCUCUAUGCCCCCUCCCAGGAAGAAGGUGAACUUGUCAGAGAAAGCUGGGACUUCUUCUGCUGCAUGUUGACAUAAAUAUCUCCUUCUCUCUGCUGCAAGGACAUGAUUGGGAUCAGCGAUGUUGCAGCCAUGAAAACCAUACACAUGAGGAGGUAGUGGAUGCCUCCUUACACGUAGUUGUGAAAAGUACAACUGUGCAGAAUGAUGUACAGGGAUAAUGCCUCAACUGGAUAUAGGCCAGGGAGUUUUUUCUAGUUGAGAUUAAUAAUUGACUUUAAUCCUUCAAGGAAAUGUAUUUAAGCAUUUUGUAAAAUGCUGGAAUUGGAGUAGAGAUGUAGUACGACAGUUGCUACUAAUACCCAAACUCUUGUUAUAACUUUAACCAUGGCACUUCACUAUCUAAAAAGGUCUUUAUUUCAAGAUUUUUGAAGUGUGUUGUGCUGAACAGUGGGGAAAAGUUGAUAAUGAUUUCCAUUUAAAACUAGGGCUAAUAUGGUGUUUUGCUGCAAAUACCACUGAUAAUGCAAGUACUUUUUAAUUAGUAGAAAAUUAUUUUUAUUUCAUUGUAUCCAUUAUUUCAGCACAACUUUUUUUUUCUUUUUCUGUUCAGGAACCUUAAAGCGGUUUUUAAAAACAAAAAACCAAGAUGCCAUGCUGACAUGUACCCUUUUAUAUUAAUACCUAGUAAAAGAUGAACGAGUGCACCAUGUUUGGCACCUCCCUUUUUAAAUAAACAUUUCUUGUAAAUAUGCAGAAUGCUUCACCCUUUUUUCAAGUGUAAAGUGCUUUAUUCUGGUUUCCCUCUUAUGUAAAUUGAGGUGUAUAAAACAUAUCUAAAGCCUGUAAAUAAAUUUGAGAGUUAAGCAAA
Messenger RNA from Pogona vitticeps (central bearded dragon), 4846 nucleotides. It is a transcript of the gene YME1L1, whose product is annotated as YME1 like 1 ATPase. Gene Ontology annotation, molecular function: metalloendopeptidase activity; ATP binding; ATP-dependent peptidase activity. Gene Ontology annotation, cellular component: mitochondrial inner membrane. Lineage: Eukaryota; Metazoa; Chordata; Lepidosauria; Squamata; Agamidae. The record is from RefSeq and is a predicted model, not a curated record. Gene Ontology annotation, biological process: protein quality control for misfolded or incompletely synthesized proteins; mitochondrion organization.